Messenger RNA from Canariomyces notabilis, 525 nucleotides. RefSeq lists its product as uncharacterized. NCBI's taxonomy places the organism in Eukaryota, Fungi, Ascomycota, Sordariomycetes, Sordariales, Chaetomiaceae. The record is from RefSeq and is a predicted model, not a curated record. The transcript has a single exon. Bases 58 to 378 code for a protein of 106 amino acids.
GUACGCCUGGUUGGAUUUGUCAUAUGAGCGUCGAGCUCAGGGUAAUGGACUGGAAUAAUGCCUGAAUCGGGAAUCUGUAUCGCAUUUAACUGGGGCCUAGCAUCCUGCCCCUCGCGUGUAAGCGGCGCAAGAUUGCGUGCUGAGUACGUGAUACACCACAUGCAAAUCCAUGCGUUGGCCCGUCCGCUGCAUCGGCUUCACGAAAAAGAAGCCAGUAAGUCCAGCGCGGACAUUAACGUUAGGUAUAGUUGCUCGGGUCUUCCAUAUAUAACCUUCAAGCUUGAGACCCGGGCUCUGCUUGAGGGUUGCCAAGAUAUCUUAUGUACUCCAGCCUUGUCACACGCGUCUGCGCAUGUAUCUUCUACGGUAUCCCAGUAAGUCGGGUUUGCCUCCGUGCAGUGUGCUGUGCUAAUCUGCUCAUGCGACUUGAGUCAUGCGCCAGCCAAAGCCGGCGACCUCAGGCAGUAGGACGUGACACCACUUCAUAAGCAUCACUGUUCUGCCCGGAAAGUCCAAGACUCGAGA